CACAGUUCCCCCUCUUUUUUUUUGCGCAGCGAGAUGAAAGAUGCUCCACAGCGCCUCGGUGUUAUCGGGCCAAUCGAUGUGGAUGCCCUUAUCCGCCCACUGCAAGCUGUGUUUUGGAUUCAUCAUGAGGCACAAUCUUUGUACACAAAAGCGAACAGGCUGUCCCGUCGUCAAAACCUUCUCGGAUGCUGGGUAAAAACUACCUGGACAUGAUCGUCAUCAGACGUACACUAUCUAACGCCCCAUAUUUUUUUUCUCACUCUCUUUUUUUUCUCUCCUCAUACCCAUCACUCAUCAUUCACCAACUCGACCCUCUGCUCAUUCAUUUUCAGGACUUGCCAGCCAUGACCUCCAAUGACUCCCAGUUCCCUAUCCGUUGCCGCGGUCUGUUGUUCGACAUGGAUGGUACUCUCAUUGACACAACCGUCAUUGUAGAGCGUCAUUGGAAGGUCUGGUGCGACAAUCACAACGUCGACUUUGACACCUUGAUCGCUACUUCACACGGCCGCCCGUCUUUUGAAGUCAUGAAGCAAUGGGCCCCUGCGCACCUUCAAGAUGAAUACCAGACUCCUGCAUACCUCAGCAAACUGGAGGAAAAUGUUUUGAAAGACAUAGAUGGCAUGAUUCUCAUCCCUGGAGCUAUCGAGCUGCUUCAAUCCCUCCCAAAAACACAUUGGGCUGUUGUCACCAGUGCUGGUCUAGAGAUGGCACAGGAACGUUUCAUUCAGACCGGGCUUGCCACGCCCCCCAUCAUGGUCACUGCCACCCAUGUCACCCAAGGAAAGCCUCAUCCGGAGGGUUACAUGUCCGCGGCCAAGCAAUUAGGUUUGGAGCCCAAGGACUGUGUGGUGUUUGAGGAUGCACCUGCGGGCAUCAGGGCAGGCGUUGCUGCUGGAGCAAAGGCCGUGAUCGGUAUGAACACAGGGACGAUGCCACUGGAGCACUUGAUCGAAGCGGGCGCCAGCCCGAUUGUCAAGAGCUUUAACGACCUGAAUAUUAAGGUUCUAGAUGAUGGGUGGAUCGAGAUCACGAAGAGGGAGGCUUAAGAGCCGUGAUAAGUAGUGCCAGUGUAUCCUUUCGCAACAACUGAUAUUAGAGUGGGUCAAUAAAGCAAGAUAUUAUUUGCGCAACGAUAGCGCUGAAGAGAAGCGUAGAAGAGUGGUAUCGAUGAGACAUAAAGCAGCUAUUGAAGUGGCAGCAAGUUCGC
This is a messenger RNA of Gamsiella multidivaricata, 1207 nucleotides long. Its product is annotated as HAD-like domain-containing protein. The transcript has 2 exons. Lineage: Eukaryota; Fungi; Mortierellomycota; Mortierellomycetes; Mortierellales; Mortierellaceae. Gene Ontology annotation, molecular function: sugar-phosphatase activity; beta-phosphoglucomutase activity. Bases 186 to 1046 code for a protein of 286 amino acids. The record is from RefSeq and is a predicted model, not a curated record.